UCCCCUCUGACCUGCUACCCCGGGCAUUGUUUUCUGUUCUCCAGGGUCGUAGGUGGCAAGCAAGGAACGCCUGGGUUUUGGCUGCGUGCCAGUCCUGUGACCUUCGGCCCUGGGGCCACUGGACUGCCGCGCCUCCUGUACAGGAGGAGAGGACUGCUCAUUCCCCUGGCUGCUAGCCUCUACCGGAGGCUCCACUAUGGGCUCGCGUAGCUCCCACGCUGCGCUCAUUCCCGACGUGGACCACAUUCGCAGAGAGACCGGCUUCUCGCAAGCCAGCCUGCUCCGCCUCUACCACCGGUUCCAAGCCCUGGACAGGGAGGAAAAGGGCUUCUUGAGCCGCCUAGACCUCCAACAGAUCGGGGCGCUGGCUGUGAACCCCCUGGGGGACCGCAUUAUAGACAGCUUCUUCCCCAACGGGAGUCAGAGAGUGGAUUUCGCAGGCUUUGCCAGGGUCCUGGCUCAUUUUCGACCUGUAGAUGAGGAUGAUGCAACAAUCCGAGACCCCAAGCAACCUGAACCCCUAAACAGCAGAAUGAACAAACUACGCUUUGCAUUUCAGCUCUAUGAUCUGGAUCGGGAUGGGAAGAUCUCCAGGAAUGAAAUGCUACAGGUUCUCCGGCUGAUGGUUGGAGUUCAGGUGACAGAUGAGCAGUUGGAGAGCAUCACAGACCGCACAGUGCAGGAAGCUGAUGAAGACGGUGAUGGGGCAGUGUCUUUCAUGGAGUUCACCAAGUCCUUAGAGAAGAUGAACAUCGAACAAAAAAUGAGCAUCCGCAUCUUGAAGUGACCCCUAUGCCUUUGGCUCAUGCAAACCCCUAUAGACUUGGGAUUUAUCCUCGGGGCCCCUGGAGGCAGGAUCCCCAUAAGGGGAUCUAUUGAGGACUGGGAAAGGGAGUUGGAGGGGUGUGUGCUGAAGUCUCAUUUGGUUGCAGAUUUGUGAAUCAGCCAGUGAUCAUUUGGUUGCAAGUGACUGAAAAUCUUACCCAAAGUGGCAUGAGUUAAAAAAGUGAAAAAAAUUAUUACAUGGGCUCAUGUGAUUAGACAGCUCAGAAGUAGUUGCCUUUAAAUAAGCAGGAUCCAAGGACAAAAAUGAUGUCAUCAGGAUUGAGUUUCGUCACCUGUGUUUCUCAGCUCAGCUACCUGCUUGCAUUGGCCUCAUUCUUUCCUUUGGUGGAACGGGCCACCAGCACCCCAGAUCACAGCAUCCUAGCUCAGUAAUCAAGGGAGAAGAGACUUCUUCCUUUAAGAACACCAUCCAAGCAUCAUCAUUGAGCCAGCUGAGUCUUUUCUCUUUCUCCAGGGGAAUGGAACAUUCUAAUUGGUCAUGCAUGUGUCAUGUAAUAAUUCUGAAGCCCCAGAAAUAAGGUCUGAAGAGUUAGGAUAAAGUGAGAGGUGAUUGUUUUAGGGAAAAUGAAGUAAUGCUAUCAGAAAGUGUGUGUGUGUGUGUGUGUGUGUGUGUUUAUGUUGUUUUUGCUCAGGCAACAAAAAACGAUGCAUCUGCUUACUACUUGGUUGAGCAAAUGGAGGGAACCUAGAAAUCUGGCCUCUGGGAUGGGGUUUUCUCUGAUUUCCUGGAUGAAUAAUAACAUGGUGUGAGGGAGGAUGAUGUACAAAUAAUAAAUCAUACAUACUUUC
Molecule: messenger RNA, 1635 nt
Organism: Mesocricetus auratus (golden hamster)
Lineage: Eukaryota; Metazoa; Chordata; Mammalia; Rodentia; Cricetidae
Gene: Chp2
Product: calcineurin like EF-hand protein 2
Exons: 7
Coding region: 197-787 (196 amino acids)
Molecular function (GO): calcium ion binding
Source: RefSeq, a predicted model, not a curated record